AGAGCUGUAGCCGAGAGAGGAUCUCAGAGUCUAGCGCAGCCACCGCGAUGAGAGGCGCUCGCGGCGCCUGGGAUCUGCUCUGCGUCCUGUUUGUCCUGCUCCGUGGCCAGACAGGAACUUCCCAGCCAUCUGUGAGUCCAGGGGAGCUGUCUCCACCAUCCAUCCAGCCAGCGCAACCGGAGUUAAUCGUCGAAGCUGGUGACACAGUCAGGCUGAUGUGUGUCGAUCCCGCCUUUGUCAAAUGGACUUUCGAGACCAUCAAUCAGAUGAGUGAGAAUAAACACAACGAGUGGAUUCAGGAACCAGCCGAGGCCACGCACACGGGCAAAUACACGUGUAUCAACAGUGCUGGCCUCAGCAGCUCUAUUUACGUGUUCGUUAGAGAUCCCGCUGUACUUUUCCUGGUUGACCCUCCCUUGUAUGGGAAAGAAGACAAUGACACGCUGGUCCGCUGCCCUCUGACAGACCCGCAGGUGUCCAGUUACUCCCUCAGGGAGUGUGAUGGGAAAACUCUCCCCAAGGACCUGACAUUCGUCCCAAACCCCAAGGCUGGCAUCACCAUCAAAAACGUGAAGCGCGCCUACCACCGGCUGUGUCUCCGCUGUGCUGCCCAGCGGGGAGGCAAAUGGGUGUUGUCGGACAAGUUCAUCCUGAAAGUGAGAGCAGCCAUCAAAGCCAUCCCAGUUGUAUCUGUGCCCGAAACAAGCCAUCUCCUUAGGGAAGGGGACAAAUUUACGGUGACAUGCACCAUAAAGGAUGUGUCUAGUUCCGUGGGCUCCAUGUGGAUAAAGGGGAACACGCAGGCUAAAGCGCAGGUGAAACAGAGUAGCUGGCAUCGGGGUGACUUCGAUUAUGAACGCCAGGAGACACUGACUAUCAGCUCGGCAAGAGUUAACGAUUCUGGUGUCUUCAUGUGUUAUGCCAAUAAUACUUUUGGAUCUGCAAAUGUCACAACAACCUUGAAAGUAGUAGAUAAAGGAUUCAUCAACAUCUUCCCCGUGAAGAAUACUACGGUAUUUGUAAACGACGGAGAAAAUGUGGAUUUGGUGGUUGAAUAUGAGGCCUACCCCAAACCUGAACAUCAGCAAUGGAUAUAUAUGAACAGGACCUCCCCUAACAAGUGGGAAGAUUAUCUCAAGUCUGAUAAUAGAAGUAACAUCAGGUACGCCAGCGAACUUCAUCUGACCAGAUUAAAAGGCACAGAAGGAGGCACUUAUACCUUCCUGGUGGCCAACUCUGAUGUCAGCGCUUCCGUGACAUUUAACGUUUAUGUGAACACAAAACCGGAAAUCCGGACGUCUGACAGGCUCCCGAAUGGCAUGCUCCAGUGUGUGGCAGAGGGAUUCCCAGAGCCCACAAUAGAUUGGUAUUUUUGUUCGGGAACAGAGCAAAGGUGUGCCAUUCCCAUCCCAGCGGUGGAUGUACAGAUCCAGAACGUGUCUGUGUCACCGUUUGGGAAACUGGUGGUCCAGAGUUCCAUAGACUCCAGCGUCCUCCGUCACAACGGCACGGUGGAGUGUAAGGCCUACAACGAUGUGGGCAAGAGUUCCGCCUUCUUUAACUUUGCAUUUAAAGGUAACAACAAAGAGCAAAUCCAAGCCCACACCCUGUUCACCCCCCUGCUGAUUGGCUUUGUCAUCACAGCUGGCAUGAUGGGCAUCAUCGUGAUGGUCCUCGCCUACAAAUACCUCCAGAAACCUAUGUAUGAAGUACAAUGGAAGGUUGUCGAGGAGAUAAAUGGAAACAAUUAUGUUUACAUAGACCCGACACAACUUCCUUACGAUCACAAAUGGGAGUUUCCCAGAAACAGGCUGAGUUUUGGGAAGACGCUGGGUGCCGGUGCCUUUGGGAAGGUUGUCGAGGCCACUGCCUAUGGCCUAAUUAAGUCAGAUGCCGCCAUGACGGUCGCUGUGAAGAUGCUUAAACCAAGUGCCCAUUUAACGGAAAGGGAGGCCCUCAUGUCAGAACUGAAGGUUCUGAGCUAUCUAGGCAAUCACAUGAACAUCGUGAAUCUUCUUGGAGCGUGCACCGUGGGAGGGCCCACCCUGGUCAUUACAGAAUAUUGUUGCUAUGGUGAUCUUUUGAAUUUUUUGAGACGAAAACGUGAUUCAUUUAUUUUCUCAAAGCAAGAAGAUCAGGCAGAAGCGGCACUUUAUAAGAACCUUCUGCAUUCAAAGGAGACUUCCUGCAACGACAGUACCAAUGAGUACAUGGACAUGAAACCUGGAGUUUCCUAUGUUGUACCAACCAAGACAGACAAACGGAGAUCUGCAAGAAUAGACUCGUAUAUAGAAAGAGACAUGACUCCCGCCAUCAUGGAAGAUGAUGAGUUGGCUCUGGACCUGGAAGAUUUGCUGAGUUUCUCCUACCAGGUGGCCAAGGGCAUGGCGUUCCUCGCCUCCAAGAAUUGUAUUCACAGAGACCUGGCGGCCAGGAACAUUCUCCUCACUCAUGGUCGGAUCACAAAGAUUUGUGAUUUUGGUCUUGCCAGAGACAUCAGGAAUGAUUCGAAUUAUGUGGUCAAAGGAAACGCCCGACUGCCUGUGAAGUGGAUGGCCCCGGAGAGCAUCUUCAACUGUGUGUACACGUUUGAAAGUGACGUCUGGUCCUAUGGCAUUUUCCUGUGGGAGCUGUUCUCUUUAGGAAGCAGCCCCUACCCAGGGAUGCCAGUCGAUUCGAAGUUUUAUAAGAUGAUCAAGGAAGGCUUCCGGAUGCUGAGUCCGGAGCACGCACCUGCAGAAAUAUACGACAUAAUGAAGACUUGCUGGGACGCUGAUCCCCUGAAAAGGCCGACGUUCAAGCAGGUCGUGCAGCUGAUCGAGAAGCAGAUCUCAGAGAGCACCAAGCAUAUUUACUCCAAUUUAGCAAACUGCAAUCCCAACCCAGAGAACCCCGUGGUGGUGGACCAUUCUGUGCGGGUGAAUUCUGUCGGCAGCAGCGCCUCUUCCACCCAGCCUUUGCUCGUGCACGAAGAUGCCUGAGCAGAAAUCAUGGCCACCAGGCUUCCCUGCUGUCUCCCUCCCUGGUCUUUUGGCUCCCAUGAUGGUUGUUUUGUAUUCCUUUGACUUGUAUCCUACUUCAGGGUAGCUGGUCCCCCAUCCCCACCCCACUGUGAUCCUGUCUUUAUGAGCACACUUUAGUGGCUGAUGGCCUUUCUGUGUUGCCAUCAGCCACCGUCCCACUGCGAAGGUCCGAACUGUAUGUAUAUCUUUUCCUAAUAGCAAAGUAGCUCCUACUGUAAACAGAACUCCUGCUUUAGAGAAGGGAGGGUGGGGUGAAACUAGGUGCCCAGAGUUCUUUGCAAUGCUCCUCUGAGUCUGUCUGAAACGUAUGGCCAGUAGUUCAUUUGAAGAAUAGAAGUAGUCCCAUCUGGCCUAGCGAGCCCUCCAAGAUGAUGGGGAAGAUGAGGAAGACUAGAAAGUGAAACCCAAGCCUUUUGUGUGGAAAGUAGACCAUUAUCAGAACAGAGGACACUUGAAAACAUCUGGGCUUAAGAAAUCUAGUAGUUCAUGCUGAGAAGGAGACCUAGGCUGUGAAAGAAAGUGCCCCGGAAGCACGAACAAAGAUUCUUUGCUGUGGGCUGCUGCACAGGCUUUUGUACAACUGACCUGGUUUUUAAAUAGAGUUCGCUGUUAGGGAGUAGAAUGGAGACAAGACCUCCCUAGCCAGCAUUUGUAAAUACUCAUCUAUACGUUGUAUGUGUCCAUACAUUGGAGGGGGGAACCCCGCGAGCUUUAGUUUCUGGUACAACCCUGGCAUAGGUCUGCUGUGUGUAAGAAUAGAUUAAGAGCCAUACAGAUUUGAAGGAAACAGUUAAUGCCUUUUUUUUUUGAAAGGAAAAAUAUUAACUGCUAAGCACAAUUUUUAUAAAACCUCUUAGCCAAUGUACUUGCUCUGUAGAUUGCCGAGAACAAGCCUCCCAGCUUCAGAGGGGCAUUGUAGGCAAGGGAACUGACGCCCUUCUGAAAAGAUUACCAUUUUACCCCGAGAUUCCCACAGGAGUGAGAAAACAGUGCGGUCCUGGUUUGGAUUCUCACAUAGCAGGAAGCGAAAGUUAGAUUCUGCCUUUUUUAUAGGCACAUCCUGGACAUCGGGCCAGUAUCUAUAUAAGUGUGUGAGUGUGUGUGUGUGAGUGAGUGUGUGUGUGAGUGAGUGUGUGUGUGUGUGUGUGUGUGUGUGUGUAGAUGGCGUGUGGGUGAGAUAUCUUGGGGACCUUGUUGCCCUGAAUCCUGGAGGUCCCCCAGUACCCAAGAAGUAACAGCUUUUUUUUUUUUUUUUUCACUUCUCCUGUCUCUCUCCUGUUUCCCUGCAUAUCGCCCACCGGCCAGAAGAGAUUACCCAAAGCCACCAGCGGCUUAGCAGAGUGGAGUGCUUACGGAUCUAUUUAUUUGAAAUCCACCUGCACUUAUGACACUCUUAUCUAUACUCAACAUACUGUACCCAUCCCUUAGACCUUAUAGAAUGCGAUCAUUCCAGGAAAGCGUAAACUGGAAGCCUGGAUGUUACCACGUAGUUGCCACGCCUGCCCCCACUCCCCAUCAUCACUGUCCAGUAUAAGCGAUAAGUGUGUCCCUGGCAAGAUUCCCGUGUUGUCUUGCAGGGUUCAGGUAUGUUGCCUUCACGGUUUCCCCCCAACUCUUGACCCCUUAGACUACAUUCAGAGACAUGUGGCCAUCCAGCUGGAAGUGACCGCUUGCACUGGUCUUCCACACUCUCGCACCUUUCUAAAGUUAACUGGUGUGGCGGUUGUGUUGUCACGGACGAGGCUGUCACUGUUUGCCAUACUGUGUCCGAAACAUUCCUUUGCAUUCCUAUCGACUUUGGUUAUAAUAAGGAAAGUAGCUGUUAAAUAUGGAUGUCUAGGUACUUCAGGGGCGCACCAUUGAGAAUUUGUCUUGGAUAUUCUUGAAAGUUUAUAUUUUUAUAAUUUUUUUUACAUCGAAUGUCAGAUGUUUCUUUCAGUUGCUUGAUGUUUGGAUUUAUUUUGUGGCUUUUUUUGUAAAUAUUGAAAUGUAGCAAUAAUGUCUUUUGAAUAUUCCCAAGACCCAUGAGUCCCUGAAAAUAUUUUUUAUAUAUACAGUAACUUUAUGUGUAAAUAUAUAAGCUGUGCAAGUUUGAACAUGUUAUGGUUCAUGUGUGUGUUUUUUUCUGAUAUGUUGUCCAAUUGUUGACAGUUCUAAAGAAUUCUAAUAAAAAUGUAAAUGUAUA
Microtus oregoni (creeping vole) is the source of this 5208-nucleotide messenger RNA. It is a transcript of the gene Kit, whose product is annotated as KIT proto-oncogene, receptor tyrosine kinase. Bases 48 to 2981 code for a protein of 977 amino acids. Gene Ontology annotation, biological process: B cell differentiation; positive regulation of MAP kinase activity; multicellular organism development. The record is from RefSeq and is a predicted model, not a curated record. Lineage: Eukaryota; Metazoa; Chordata; Mammalia; Rodentia; Cricetidae. Gene Ontology annotation, cellular component: signaling receptor complex. The transcript is spliced from 21 exons. Gene Ontology annotation, molecular function: transmembrane receptor protein tyrosine kinase activity; cytokine binding; ATP binding.